UCUGCUGCGCUGCUGCGAGCGGCGGCCGCGCGACCAGUAAAGCGAGCGAGAGAGAUAGAGCAGACGGAAUAGUAGUAGUAGAAAAAGACAGGACUGGCCGUGAGAGAGAGAAAGAGAUUUCGCUCGUUCGCUCGCCUCAGUCUGUGCUCGUCCACGUCCACGCAGCGUGCACGCCGAUGCUCCGCUCCAGGCUCGUCAUCGUCAUUCCGCACGACAGUUGCUCCCGUGGCGGUGGUUGUCGUUGAGAGUGCGCGACGAGACACUGACUGAAGGGGUGCGCGCGAGCCAGUGACUGCAGUCGUCGACGGGUAGCGCGGGUGCGCCAAAGUAGUCGCGAUUGACAGCUGGCUGAAGCACGUCCGAGGGGAGGUGGCCGGUCGUUCGCCGAGUACCCCGCGAGUGUCGGGGUGGCAUCAGUUGCGACGUACGGUUACCCGAGUGGCGGCGGAGGAGGAGGUGCUGGAGCUGGGGGCGAACUCGGCUCGUCGGCUGCGGCAUUAGUAUCGGCGCCGACUGCGGGGCCAACAGCAGCGCCAGCGGCAGCGGGAUCGCAAGCAGCAGCUGGGGCAGCCGCGGCGCCGAGGGGGGUGAUGAGCUGCUCCGAGGUUAUGUAUCAAUACUGCCCGUACCUCUACCAGAGGCCAGCGCCGCCCCAUCCACACGCGGCCCCCCACCCGUCCGUCGCUCACGCCGGCAAUCAUCCCCACGCGGCCCACCACAGCCCUGCAAGGCCCGCGCCCUUUCAGCCCUUCUCCACUGCCGUGCCCACUCAUCAGUACGACAGGAUCAAUGUCAACCAGCGACUGGAGACAUCGGGUUUGGAGUUAUGCGGUGCCAGUCCAGCCGUCGGCGGAGCCACAGCAGCGUCAAGUGCAGCAGCGGCAGCUGCAGCAACAACCGGAGUUGUUCCUCAGGGUCAGUCAAGUAGCGCAGGAUCCAUAGGUUCGGCACCUAGUCCUGCUUCACCAAGACCUGCCGCACCACAGCAUCGACCGCCACUUACCACAUCCGCACAGUCGUCACGGAACCUUGAUGAUGAUAGGUCCACCGAUGCGAUCGGCGGCAACGCUGGCGCGGACGAUUCAGACGACAGCGAAAGUAGAGCUCAAUACGUUAGUGCGAAUUGCGUAGUUUUUACUCAUUACCGAGGCGACGCAGCGUCGGAAGUCGAGGAACACUUCCAACGAGCGUUAGCUCAAGACAAAUUGAAAGACAAUAGUAAUCCCAUGAACACGAGAAACUUCCCGCCAUCGUUUUGGAAAAGCCACCCCGACGUGUACGAUUACGCAGAUCCUUGGCAUUAUACUCAACAUUAUCCUCGGGCGAUGCACGAGUACCAUCACCACCACCACAACAUGGCGGCAGCAGCAAGCUACAACAGCUUACUUCUGAAUCGCAGUUUGAGCGCACAUCCAAGCUCGCACCCGGGCGUGGCGGCGCAUCACGCUCACACGGCCGCCACCUACAAGGACUGGACGACGGCGACGCCGUCGCAAUCCCUCGUCGACGCAUCUUCCGCGCCACCCUACCCCCACGGCCCGUACGCGCCCCUAUCGAGCGACUACUGGACGUGAAAGCUCCUCCUCCUGAUUCCAUGCCUCAACCUUCGAUUCCGCAUUCACAUCCAGCUCGUAUUCUAUUAAUGCGCUGCUCGCGUGCAUGUGUACGAAAACUUAGCGUAGUACACGUACGCACACUGUUGGCGCUCAAGCGAUUACUAGUCAUGUCGCUUAUUAUUACCAGCAGCUUCCACCCCCUCAUCAAUUCACUCACAAGCUUCGUCGUACCUACGCCAACUUUGUCAUUCGGUCGUUACAUAUGUAAAUACAUAAUAGAGUCGUCGCGAGAUGUAUUAUUUGUUUUGUCCAUGGUUCUUUUAAACUUCUUGAGAGGAUUAAAAAUACAAGUUAACAAUAUCAUUAUCUUUUACUCAUCGACGGACAAUAUUUUGUUUUACUUAGUGUUCACGCCCGACAAUAUUUAUAUGUGAGUAACGAAGCCUUUGCUAAUUAUACAUUCAUUAUUGUACAUCUAUCACGCUCUACAACUAUACAAGUAAGCAGCUAUCGAGAGAACAAAAUCAAACCUUAAAUGUUGUUUCUCCUCGCCGCGGUAACUGUCUUGACACAGCGGGUAUCGAGUUAGAGUGGAAUUUCCCGAUAAAUUCAAAUUAACUAUUUUUUGCGAGUUCUGAAUCAACGUUGAAUAAUAUUUGACGAUUGUCAUUAAAAAUCGAGAUCUUCGAAUUCAAUCAAGAUAGUCUCGACAAACUCAAACGAGCACGUGCUGAAUAUAUGUAUAUCACGUCGCGAUGCUCAAACGAAACUCAUCACUCUACAUUAAUGGAAUCUCGCGCGUAAUAAGACGCCAGAACAAGCCACUAGUUAGGGAAAAUAAAUUAAAUUAUUACAAUACUCAAGAUGUACACGUAAACUAUCAUGUAAAACGAUCUUUCGUUCGCGCGCGCGAGUUGUCUACUUGGUAGCGCCAUGUAGGGCGCGCGCGGCAAAAGAAAUUUUAACGUCGAUCGAUAAUUCAUCGUGUUGAAUUUUCACACGACUAUCCAAAAUAAUACCGAGCGUAGAAAGUAAUACCAAAUGUAUAUGUAUGACAAUGAUUUAGUAAGAGUCUUAUUGUGAUUUGCGAUUUUUUUUCUACGUUAUCGACGCCUGACACGGCGAUUACGCAAUGUGCGAACUUUCGGAUUUGGUGGGUAAAACUGGAUAUUUUAAUAAGACUUCUUUUAAUUUAUCUCUCGAAUUUCAUAGCACAUCUGUUGAUUUGUUCCGGUGAUAGCGAUUGCCGACAGUUUACUUACUUGGUUAAAUUAUUUUGUUAAUUUUAAAUUACUUAAAUUGAGUUUAUUGGUGAUAUGAAAGCUGAUUUACAUUAUUAUGUUGAGAUUUAUAUGGAAUACUGAAAAAUACUGACUUUCGAAAUUUUUAUUGAAAUGAUUUAUUUGGCACGAGACAAUGAAUCCGUGAUUCAUCAAUUUAUCACAAGCGAACAGAAAGAAACAUUCAAUUAAAAUUAUUCUAACAUUAAUUUUAGUCUAUAAUCGUGGAGACUCAUUAUUAUUUCGUCUACAUUAAUUGCGUCUUAAAAAUGCGUAAUUCUAAACGGAAUAUUUCAAAUACGAUUCUUCGGAGGAAUAAACUUUGUAAUUGUUAAUCGACUGAAUGCGUGUUUCAAUUACUAGUAGAAAAGAAUUCACGUACUCUCGCGUGUGACUAAUUCUGUUACACCAUGAAUAUAUGUCCUAAUGGAUUGAAAUAAAAUACAUACGAUGUAUUUAUCAUGUAGAAUCAAAAAGUUGUUCUGCCUCUAAAUGUAUCUGCCGAUACGGCCUGAAAAAAGUUUUAAGUUUUGUGCUAUUAUACGACGAAGUAGCAAGUAUUUGAUAUUGUAUUAGCGAUAUUUUAUCUCUAUACGUUUGUACAGUCAUUAGUAACAUUAUAGUAAAACAAAUAAUGUAUUAAAAAUUUCAUUAAUAAUCCGCGUUCAUCAUUGUAUUUGUAAGAGUCUAUCUCAUAAGAUGCAGAUGGGGCAAGCUCAAAUUGUAAAUAUAAAUCGUAAUAAAUGUGCUUUCG
This is a messenger RNA of Phymastichus coffea, 3590 nucleotides long. RefSeq names its product protein vestigial (gene vg). The record is from RefSeq and is a predicted model, not a curated record. Gene Ontology annotation, biological process: regulation of transcription by RNA polymerase II. Bases 591 to 1574 code for a protein of 327 amino acids. NCBI's taxonomy places the organism in Eukaryota, Metazoa, Arthropoda, Insecta, Hymenoptera, Eulophidae. Gene Ontology annotation, cellular component: nucleus. The transcript has 5 exons.